Molecule: messenger RNA, 1423 nt
Organism: Solanum tuberosum (potato)
Lineage: Eukaryota; Viridiplantae; Streptophyta; Magnoliopsida; Solanales; Solanaceae
Product: putative late blight resistance protein homolog R1B-17
Exons: 2
Biological process (GO): defense response to other organism
Molecular function (GO): ADP binding
Source: RefSeq, a predicted model, not a curated record
AUGGAAGCUUAUACUGCUGUAAUUUCUCUUCUUCAAACUCUUGAUCAACCAAAUAUUUCAGAACUCUUUCAUGAUCACAGUACUGAAAUGCUCGAUUCUCUUCGUGCUACAGCUGAAUAUUUUCAAGAUGUUCUUGAAAACACUAGCAAUGAGAAAAUCAAAUCUUUGGAGGAAGAUAUUAGAGUUGUUGUUAGUGAGGCAGAGGAUGUUGUUGAAAUGAAGAUCUCUGAAAUCAUCAAAGGCGAAAGAUGGACAUUUGGAAUUUUACAACACCAUGAUAAGCUACCAGUUGUUGAAAAAAUGGAUACCACAAAGAAACAAGUGAUGGAGAUUCUUUCUCAUGAUGCUGAUCAAAUUCUUGAAUUAACUGCGGAUUCCUUGAUUGGUGCUUCUUCUAUGAGUGAUCCAAUGCUGUCAGAUCACUUGAAAGAUGAUAUCGUGCAGGGACUUGAUGGUGACUUGGACAUAAUAGAUAAAAGAUUGAGAGGAUCAACGUCGUAUCUAGACAUUGUCACCAUAUCAGGUAUGGGUGGCAUUGGCAAAACAACACUCGCUAAAAAACUUAUGAUCAUCUUCCAAUCAGGUAUCACUUUGACAUUUUUGUUUGGGUUACAAUAUCUCAAGAAUUUCGAUAUAGAAAUGGGUCCUAGAUACCUUGUUGUUGUUGAUGAUAUUUGGAGUACGGAUGCUUGGGAUAGCAUAUCACAAAUAUUUCCUAAUCGCAACAAUGGGAGUCGAGUCUUAUUGACUACUAGGGAAACUGAUGUAGCAAUAUAUGCAAAUACUAGUAGCCCUCAUAAGAUGAACCUCUUGGAUUUAGAUAACAGUUGGAAGUUACUUCGUGAUAAAGUAUUUGGACUAGAACACGAUCAUCCUCCCGAGUUGAAAGAAAUUGGAAAAAAAAUAGCAGAAAAAUGUCAAGGACUUCCCUUAAUAAUUUCAGUGAUUGCAGGGCAUCUCUCUAAAACGAUGCCCAAAACAUUAGAAAGUUGGAAGUAUGUUGCCAAAACCUUAAGUGAAAUCAUUGCUAGUCAUUCAAAUAAAUGCUUAGGAGUGCUCGGUUUGAGUUACCAUCACUUGCCUAAUCGACUCAAACCGUGCUUUCUUUCUAUGGGUGAUUUCCCAGAGGAUUUUCAAGUUGAUACUUGGAGAUUGAUCCAAUUAUGGAUCGCAGAAGGUUUCAUAAGGACGUCUUCCGGAAGUCGUGAAAGCUUGGAGGAAGUGGCUGAACAUUAUUUGGAGGAUCUUAUCAGCAGGAACUUGAUAAUGGCUAGAAAAAAAAGAUUCAAUGGUGAGGUAAAAGUAUGCGGAAUACAUGAUCUGCUGCGUGAGUUCUGUUUGAUAGAAGCUGAAAUGACAAAGUUUAUGCAUGUUGUGAGAACUCCAUUGUCACCAGCACAAAAGCCUAAUUUUCGUCGCUUCA